This is a messenger RNA of Salvelinus fontinalis (brook trout), 7805 nucleotides long. RefSeq names its product alpha-2-macroglobulin-like. Gene Ontology annotation, cellular component: extracellular region. The record is from RefSeq and is a predicted model, not a curated record. The transcript has 34 exons. The coding region runs from base 141 to 5102 and encodes 1653 amino acids. NCBI's taxonomy places the organism in Eukaryota, Metazoa, Chordata, Actinopteri, Salmoniformes, Salmonidae. Gene Ontology annotation, molecular function: endopeptidase inhibitor activity.
CAAAAAUGGGUCAAUCAUUCACAGGGCUUUUACUUCAAUAAUUUAAACCUGGAUACCAGUUCCUCUGCACAAUACAGUAAGGAAGUAUUGCAGGUAGGAAUACUGGGAUAUAGUCUGACUUGUUUUUUUCUCUUUUUGUCAUGGUUCCUCCUGGGCUUCAGGUUUGGAGAUGGAUACUAUUUGCUUGCUUUCCCUGGCUUUGUGUCUGUCUAGAAACUCCAAGGACAGUUUACAUGGUAGCCAUUCCUGCAGUAAUCCAGGCAGGCUCUGAGGCCAAGCUUUGUGCCAGCCUUCUGCAGCCCCAUGAGACCUUGGUAAUGACCAUAUCUCUGAUCGCCAAUGGACAGAACAAAAUACUUCUCCAGGAGAGUUCUGAUCAAGAGUUUCACCGCUGCUUCCAGUUUCAGGCCCCUCAUGUGGAGAGUGACAAAGUGCAACAUUUUAAGGUGACGGUUCAAGGUGAAACGUUUCUAUCCACGGAGGAGAGAAAGGUCAUGAUUAAACCCUACAAACCGAUGACAUUUGUCCAAACAGAUAAACCAAUCUACAACCCGGGACACACAGUGCAUUUUAGAGUCAUCACCUUGGAUACCAAUUUUAGCCCUGUCAAUCAGCUGUACAACAUUGUGGAACUGCAGGAUGUUCAUCAGAACAGGAUUGGACAGUGGGUCAAUACUACAUCCAGUGGCAACAUUCUGCAGCUUUCUUACCCCCUGAACUCUGAAGCACCCGUAGGAUCCUAUGCUAUUGUAGUGUGGAUUGGUGAAAACAAAAUAUAUCAUCGCUACAAGGUAGAAAAGUAUGUUUUGCCAAAGUUUGAGAUCAAAAUGAACUUCGCCGAUGAGAUCAGCGUUGUUCAAGAGGAGUAUAAAGUAGAAGUGUGUGCAACAUACACGUAUGGGCAGCCUGUACCUGGCAAAGCAGAGGUAGAGUUGUGCCGACCCUUAGUUCCCAAUGUAUUGAUACCAAUAAGAAUUGAUGAGAAAAAUCCAGAAGGAGUUCCUGAUUAUACACCCCCCUGCCAUAAAGAGUCAAUAGAGAUGGACCAAACUGGCUGUGCUUCUCAUGUCUUCAACAUGUUCAUUUUCACAAAGGAUGCUGGCCAGAAAAUGCUCAUAGACAGGCUGAGUUUUAAUGCCAAAGUAGAGGAGGAGGGGACAGGUAUUACACAGUCAAAGGAAAAACACAUUGAGCUCUCCUAUGUGAUUGGAAAACUCACAUUUGUUGACACACCCAAAAUCUAUGAGCAUGGAUCAAUUAUCGAGGGCAAGAUAAACGUUGUUCACUUCAACAACACACCUAUCUCAGACAUGUUAGUCUACCUUUUGGAGGAGAAAGACUGGUCCUCACAUCAUCUCCAGACCCUGAUCACGGACAGUCAUGGUAUUGCCAGUUUCUCCCUCAACACAACCAGAAUGCCCAAAAAGAAUAUUAACCUCAUAGUUAGCAACACACCAAAGGUGAAGAAAAUUAAAUAUAGGGUCCCUUAUUUCAAAAGAGGGCACCGCAAACUCUCACUGAUCCAGCCCACUGCCCCUCACAGUAAAACAUCCAGCUCUCUGGCUAUUCAGAAGAUGGAAAACCCACUGUCGUGUUGGGAGGAAGUGUCAAUCACCAUCCAGUAUGCCAUCGUAGGGGAGACUGUCCCAAAGGGUUUAGUGGAUGUCAUCUACCUGGCCUUAUCCAGAGGGGUGAUAGUUCAGCAUGGACACAUGAAGGUUACCGUGCAGCACGGGAGUCCUGCAACUGAGGGUGAAGUUACUUUGAAGUUGGCAGUGGUUCCAGAGAUGGCGCCUGUGGUACAGGUUCUUGUGUACAGUAUGCUACCCAGUGAGACUGUCAUCGCCCACAGCAUGAACUUUCCCACUGAGAAAUGCUUCAGGCACAAGGUGUCGGUGGAGUUCUCACCCUCACAAGCAGUUCCAGGGGAGGAGAACACCCUACAGCUCUCGGCCCAGCCCGGCUCCCUCUGUGGCCUCAGUGCUGUGGACCAGAGUGUUCACAUCAUGGAGCCAGGGAAGAGGCUGGAUGCUGACAAGAUAUUUGAUUUGUUACCAGUCAAGGAGACAACACACAUUCCCUACCAGCUGGACGAUUCAGUAGCAUGUUUACGUGUAAAAUCAAUGAAGUACUGGUACGCAAGGCCAUACCCAAGACAAACUGAGGAGGGAAAUGAACCUCAUGAAGUUUUUAAGAAAUUGGGACUGAAGCUGGCAACUAAUCUGGUUAUAAGAGUAUCUUCCUGUCUCAGGUACAAAAGGAAAGAGUACAAUAGGGCCCAUGUUGUAGCCUACAGACGCCACCCUGGAGUCAAGGGUGGGAUACGUAAUCGAUCUUUACUGCGUGUAGUAGAAGGUGACAGAUUUGUUGAUACCAUACAGACGGUCCGUACCUUCUUCCCUGAGACGUGGAUAUGGGAUCUUGUGGAAGUUGGGGAGUCUGGAUCAGCAUAUGUGCCCCUCAUGGUCCCAGACACGAUCACCACAUGGGAGACAGAGGCAUUCUGCCUGGCCCCUGGUGGCUUCGGUCUGGCUCCUCCGGUGAAACUUACAGUCUUCCAGCCCUUCUUCCUGGAACUAACCCUGCCCUACUCCAUCAUCCGUGGAGAGCACUUUGAGCUGAAAGCCAUUGUGUUUAACUACCUGUCCAAGUGCAUUAUGGUUUCUGUGACUCCAGCUCACUCCUUAGACUACACUCUCACACCCUUGAAGGAUGUCCAGUACUCAUCAUGCUUGUGUGCCAAUGGACGAAAGACCUUCAGUUGGACAAUGGCACCCUCUAUCCUGGGGGUUUUGAAUGUGUCAGUUAGUGCAGAGGCUGUCCAGUCCCACGUGGCGUGUGACAAUGAGAUUGUGAACGUACCGGAGAGAGGACGCAUCGACACAGUCACACAGAGCCUCCUGGUGAUGGCUGAGGGCACAGAGAAGACCGACACCUACAAUUGGUUGCUGUGUCCAACUGGAGUAACUAUGACAGAGGAGGUGGAACUGCAACUCCCCAAGAAUGUGGUGGAUGGAUCUGAUGGAAUUUUCCUCUCAGUCCUGGGUGACAUCCUGGGUCGGGCCCUCAAGAACCUGGAUGGACUGUUGCAGAUGCCGUAUGGGUGUGGAGAGCAGAAUAUGGCCCUCCUCGCACCCAAUAUCUACAUCCUGGAGUACCUGAGGAACACAGAACAGCUCACUCCAGCCAUCCGAGACAAGGCCACCAAGUUCCUCACUAGUGGUUACCAAAGGCAGCUGAACUACAAGCAUGUUGAUGGUGCAUACAGCACAUUUGGACAAGUCACAGGGAACACUUGGCUGACUGCUUUUGUUUUGAGAUCCUUUGGCAAAGCAAAGUCUUUCAUUUAUAUUGACCCGGUAAAAAUUGAGCAAUCCAAGACAUGGCUGGAACGUCAACAAGGCAAACAUGGCUGUUUCGUCAGAUUGGGGGAACUCUUUAACAACAGAAUGAAGGGUGGGGUGACAGAUGAAGUGACACUGACGGCCUACAUCACGUCUUCAAUGCUGGAGCUCAACAUGUCAGUGUCGGAUCCUGUUGUGUACAGCAGCUUGUCUUGCCUGAGGAACUCCACCAGUGAUUUGUCCAACACUUAUACCACUGCUCUGCUGGCCUACACCUUUACCCUGGCAGGGGACAUGGAGACCCGGGCCCAGCUUCUGCAGCACCUGGACACGAUCGCAUUACAAGAAGGGGGUCUCCUGCACUGGACUCAGACCUCCUCAGAGACCUCAGCCUCCCUGGCGGUGGAAAUCAGCUCCUAUGUUCUGCUGGCUUCCCUCAGUGCCUCCCCUCUGUCUACCACUGACCUGGGCUAUGCCUCCCGCAUCGUCAGGUGGCUGGUGAGACAGCAGAAUGCCUACGGAGGCUUCUCUUCCACACAGGACACAGUGGUGGCCCUCCAGGCCCUGGCCCUCUACUCCACCAGGGUGUACAGUAGAGAGGGUGCCAGCACAGUCACAGUACAGUCUCCCAGUGGAGCACAGCACCUCUUCGAAGUGAACCAAAACAACAAGCUUCUCUACCAGGAGAGGGCGCUGCAGGAGACAGAAGGGAAGUACAGCGUGGAAGUGAAGGGCAGUGCUUGUGCCUCAGUGCAGGUGGCGCUCCACUACAACAUCCCUACUCCUACUGACAGCACAACGCUCAGUAUCCAGGUGAAGCCAGAGGUGGACUGCAACAGUAACUCUUUGAGACCCAGAGUCACACUGAAGCUCCAGUCUCAAUAUCAUGGAAAGGAGCUGACCACCAAUAUGAUUAUAGUGGAUUUGAAAAUGCUGUCUGGGUUUGUCCCAGACCCAGGCUCUUUGGGGAGGCUGAGGGGUUCAGGUCGAGUGGACCGUGUCGAUUCCAAAGAUGACCAUGUGUUAAUGUACUUGAGAGAGAAUCCGGAAGCCAUUACACGAAGCAUCGGGGAGUACUGGCGUUCCGGUUGGUGUGACAUUGUUCCUGGGUCACCGCCGAUGGAACCGGGGGUGCCUAGCCAGCUCGUCGGGCUUCCACGCCCUAGCUGGCUUGAGAGGUUUCCUUGCCCCGGUUGGCUCGGAGGGCGCCCAUCCCACGUCGGGCCUCAGCCGAAUCGUCAGGUCUUGUUCGCCCAGUUGGCUCGUCAGACUGUUCCACCUCCGCCGGAUCAUUGGGCUUCCACGCCGCAGCGGGAUCGACAGGCGUUCAUGCCUCAGCCUGAUCGUCAGGCUCCUAUGCCUCUGCUGGCUCGCCAGGCUCCCACGCCCUUGGAGGUUCGUGGGGAGUUUACCCCCUGCCGGCUUGCCCAGCGCCCAUGUCUCGGCCGGCUCGCCCAGGUGGGACGCUGGAUGGCGCCCCUAGAGGGGGGUACUGUCACCCCUGCUCCCGCUCUUCCUCCCUCUGGCCCUCGAGGGCGCCAGACUCCCCAACAUUACUCACUCAAGCCAACUUCAGUACGCACACCUGCCUUUCCCCAACACGUGCAUCAGCGCUCAUUGGACUCACGUGGGCUCAAUUACUUGUGUAAUUUCCUUCCCUAUAUCUGUCUAUUUCCUAGCUCUGUUCCCUGCUUCGGGAUUGUUUGUCAUAUGUCCUUGUUUACCCGUGUGCUAACGCUGUUCCUGUCGUGUUCCUGAAUAAAUGUUUGACUCCCCAUACCUGCUUCUCCUGUCCGGCGUCGGCCCUUCCACAUACAGUACCAGUCAACUUUGGACACACCUACUCAUUCAAGGGUUUUUCUUUAUUUUCACUCUUUUCUACACUGUAUGAUAAUAGUGAAGACAUCAAAACUAUUAAAUAACACAUAUGGAAUCAUGUAGUAACCACAAAAGUGUUAAACAAAUCAAAAUAUAUUUUAGAUUUUAGAUUCUUCAAAGUAGCCACCCUUUGCCUUGAUGACAGCUUUGCACACUUUUGGCAUUCUCUCAACCAGCAUCUUGAGGAAUGCUUUUCCAACAGUCUUGAAAGAGUUCCCACAUAUGCUGAGCACUUGUUGGCUGCUUUUCCUUCACUCUGCUGUCCAACACAUCCCAAACCAUUUCAAUUGGGUUGCGGUUGUGUGAUUGGAGGCCAGGUCAUCUGAUGCAGCACUCCAUCACUCUCUUUCUUGGUCAAAUAGCCCUUAAACAGACUGGAGAUGUGUUUUGGGUCAUUGUCCUGUUGAAAAACAAAUAAUUGUGCCACUAAGCGCAAACCAGAUGGGAUGGAGUGUCGCUGCAGAAUACUGUGGUAGCCAUGCUGGUUAAGUGUGCCUUGAAAUCUAAAUUAAUCACUGACAGUGUCACCAGCAAAACACCCCCACACCAUCACACCUCUCCUCCAUGCUUCACGGUGGGAACCACACAUGCAGAGAUCAUCCGUUCACCUACUCUGCGUCUCACAAAGACAUUGCAGUUGGAACAAAAAUAAAUCUCAAAUUUGGACAGAUUUCCAGUGGUCUAAUGUCCAUUGCUCAUGUUUCUUGGCUGAAGCAAGUCUCUUAUUAUUGGUGUCCUUUGGUAAUGGUUUCUUUGCAGCAAUUCAACCAUGUAGGCCUGGUUCACCCAGUCUCCUCUUAACAGUUGACGUUGAGAUGUGUCUGUUACUUGAACUCUGUGAAGCAUUUAUUUUGGCUGCAAUCUGAGGUGCAGUUAACUCUAAUGAACUUAUCCUCUGCUGCAGAGGUAACUCUGGGUAUUCCUUUCCUGUGGCGGUCCUCAUGAGAGACAGUUUCAUCAUAGCACUUGAUGGUUUUUCGACUGCACUUGUAGAAACGUUCAAAGUUCUUGAAAUAUUCUGCAUUGACUGACCUUCAUGUCUUAAAGUAAUGAUGGACUGUCAUUCCUCUUUGCUUAUUUGAGCUGUUCUUGCCAUAAUAAAUCAAAUCGAACUAUUAUUAGACACAUGCACCGAAUACAACAGGUCACCUUAGUGACAUACUUACUUACGAGCCCCUAACCGACAGGGCAGUUUCAAAGAAUACGGAUAAGAAUAAGAGAUAAAAGUAACAAAUAAUUAAAGAGCAGCAGUAAAAAAUAACAAUAUAUACAUUUUUUUUUUACAUUUCCAACAAUUGGUACCUUCAGGCAAUUUCCAAAUGCCUGAAGGUACCACGUUCAUCUGUACAAACAAUAGUAUGCACGUAUAAACACCAUGGGACCACACAGCCGUCAUACCGCUCAGGAAGGAGACGCGUUCUGUUUCCUUGAGAUGAACGUAUUUUGGUGCGAAAAGUGCAAAUCAAUCCCAGAACAACAGCAAAGGACCUUGUGGAGAUGCUGGAGGAAACAGGUACAAAAGUAUCUAUAUCCACAGUAAAACGAGUCCUAUAUCGACAUAAUCUGAAAGGCCGCUCAGCAAGGAAGAAGCCACUGCUCCAAAACAGCCAUAAAAAAGCCAGACUACGGUUUGCAACUGCACAUGGUGACAAAGAUCGUACUUUUUGGAGAAAUGUCCUCGGGUCUGAUGAAACAAAAAUAGAACUGUUUGGCCAUAAUGACCAUUGUUAUGUUUGGAGGAAAAAGGGGGAGGCUUUCAAGCCAAACACCACCAUCUCAACUGAGAAGCAUGGGGGUGGCAGCAUCAUGUUGUGGGGAAGUUAAAGCUUGGUCGCAAAUGGGUCUUUCAAAUAGACAAUGACCUCAAGCAUACUUCCAAAGUUGUGGCAAAAUGGCUUAUUAAGGACAACAACGCAAGGUAUUGGAGUGGCCAUCACAAAGCUCUGACCUCAAUCCCAUAGAAAAUUUGUGGGCAGAACUGAAAAAGCGUGUGGGAGCAAGGAGGCUGUAACGUUCGUUAUAAUAACUGGACCAAAGCGCAGCGUGAUCUGGGUUCCACAUCUUUAUUGCUAUGUGAACCUCAAAGCAAAACAAAACAAUAAACGAACAAAACGAAACGUGAAGCUACAAAUAUGCACACAAAUAUGCACACAUACAUAGUCAAGAUCCCACCAAAACACAAAGGGGAAAUGGCUGCCUAAAUAUAAUCCCCAAUCAGAGACAACGAUAAACAGCUGCCUCUGAUUGGGAACCAUACCAGGCCAACAUAAAAAUAUAAAUCACCUAGAUGACCCACCCUGGUCACACCCCGACCUAACCAGCAUAGAGAAUAAAAAGCUCUCUAUGGUCAGGGCGUGACAGAGGCCUACAAACCUGACUCAGUUACACCAGCUCUGUCAAAAGGAAUGGGACAAAAUUCACCCAACUUAUUGUGGGAUGCUUGUGGAAGGCUACCCGAAUCGUUUGACCCAAGUUAAACAAUUUAAAGGCAAUGUUACCAAAUACUAAUUGAGUGUAUGUAAACUUCUGACCCACUGGGAAUGUGAUGAAAGAAAUAAAAGCUGAAAUAAAUAAUUCUCUCUA